AUGCCCACGCCCACGCUCAGAGAGUCAAAGGUUGACUGCCUGAUCAUAGGAGCGGGUCCCAGCGGACUUUUCUGCGCUAAUGGGCUUGCGAGGGCAGGCCUUAACAUUCGCAUAGUUGACAGACGACCAGAGCGAGUUUCGAAUGGUCACGCGGACGGCAUCCAGCCUCGUACAAUAGAGGUUUUCCAGAGCUACGGCCUCGAAGAGCGCUUACUCAAACAGGCCAAUCAAAUGCACAUGGCCGCCUUCUAUAAUCCUGGGGCAGAUGGUGGCAUCGAGCUUACCGAGCGUUGUCCCGCGGUCAAUGCGCCUGGCGCGCGCUACCCAUUUAAGGCCACCCUGCACCAAGGCGCUAUUGAGGAGAUUUUCGUCGACUCGAUGGAAUCAAUGGGUGUUCAUGUGGACCGCCCGACGGAGCCGCUGUCCAUGCACGCUUCUGACAACGCGAAGGAACUGAGCGACCCUCAGACCCACCCGAUACGCGUCGUCCUGCGCCACAUCGAUACCGGCGAGACCGAGCUCGUGCACGCCCGCUACGUCGUCGGCGCCGACGGCGCUCACUCUUGGGUGCGCAAGACACUCGGGAUAGCGCUGGACGGCGAGCAAACGAACUUUACAUGGGGCGUCAUCGACUGCGUCCCCGACACCGACUUCCCGGACAUCCGCAACUGGUGCGGCAUUCACUCGGCCAGCGGGUCGUGCAUGAUUAUCCCGCGCGAGGGUGAGAAGGUGCGACUGUAUAUUCAGCUGGACGAACGGAAAGCGGAGGAGUUCACGUCGGCGGGGCGCGUGGACAAGUCGAAGACGACGGUGGACCGGAUAUUAGAGGUAGCGCAAAGGACUUUCCAUCCGUAUAGGAUAGGUGUACAGGGCGACGCGGAAUGGUGGACAAUAUACAAGAUUGGACAGCGAGUCGCUUCCGCCUAUUCCUCCUUCAGCAAUCGUGCAUUCAUUGUCGGAGAUGCAUGCCAUACGCACUCUCCCAAAGCAGACCGUGCGGUCAUUUCAAGGACUCAAUGGCGCCCUGCUAACGUCCUACAGUACGAGCUCGAGAGGCGAACCUACGCACAAAACCUCAUCAACUUCGACAAGAAAUUCGCAGGACUGUUCUCCGGAAAGCCUCGAACGAAGGCAAACUUGAAUGGCGUUUCUCACAAGGACUUCUUGCAUGUCUACCGGACGGCCUCUGGCUUCACAAGCGGAGUCGGCGUCCAGUAUCACGAGUCUGACAUCGUCGACGGACGGUUCCAAUACUGUGCGCCGAGACUCAUUGUUGGACAAAGGAUGCCACCCUAUCCCUUUAUGCGCGCCGCGGACUCAAAACCGGUCGACAUACAGGACCUUAUUCCCGCCGACCUUCGCUUCAAAGUGCUCGUUUUCGCAGGCACCACCUCGGAUGCUUCGCAGCUACAAAGGGUGCAUGAACUCUCCCGGGAACUGGAGUGCUUCACGUCGUCGCAUUCGUUCGACUACAUCUUCGUCAGCACCGUCAAGAAGGGCGAGUUGCAGAGGGCACAGCUUCCUCCCUUAUUUGCGACCCAAUGGCCAGAAAAGAUUUUAGUUGACGACCUGGACGCCGGUCGACGGAUGGGUGGCCACGGCUACGCCGAGUUUGGGGUAGACGACCAUGGCGCUGUCGCCAUAGUGAGGCCAGAUGGCUAUGUUGGGAUGCUGGCGCCAUAUGACCAGGUGAAGGAGCUGAAGGCGUACGUGGCCAGGGUCUUUGUCACUCCGACUGGGAUGAGAUAGGCCUUGAACCACGGAAGGGGCGCGCGCAAUCCAAUGAAUGGUUGGCACAGUCUUCAGCGUAAAUUGGGAAGGAAUCGAGUCGGAUUGCUGCCCGUGAAACGAAC
Schizophyllum commune H4-8 is the source of this 1853-nucleotide messenger RNA. RefSeq lists its product as uncharacterized. The coding region runs from base 1 to 1749 and encodes 582 amino acids. Lineage: Eukaryota; Fungi; Basidiomycota; Agaricomycetes; Agaricales; Schizophyllaceae. The record is from RefSeq and is a predicted model, not a curated record. The transcript has 12 exons. Gene Ontology annotation, molecular function: FAD binding.